AAGUCUUGAAAAACAAUACAUUUCCAUCUUUUCAACUCGAUCUCAAGCUAUCACUAGGUAGCUGCAAUAAUUCGGUCUUCAUUCCCGCAACUUGCAACACAAGCACACAAUAUUCUGCGCACCAUAAAAAUCAAGCCCGGCAAUAUUUUUUGUUUUCUUGUGACUUUUCCUUGAGUAGUCAAAACUUGCGCUUCUGUACUUCCAUCUAGAAGGUAAACAGAGCUUGACUUAAACAGAGCCCAGCACAAGCUUAGAUAGGCUUAUUUGAUUCAGAAAAACAAUCAUUGCCGUGGGAAUUCCUUGAUAACCUUGAAACAAUGGCAUGACAAGAAAAUUGCAGUUAACUGGGAUGCCAAAAAUGAAAUUGAUAGUGUGGAUUUUGCUGUUAGUUUUGGCAGAAUGGAGGAUUCCCAAGACAGAAAGCAGCGAAUGCCCAUAUGAUUUCACAGUGGCGUCCCGCAUGAUCCCGCCUUCCUGUUACCAAAACAGCACAGAUCGGGUCACCUCCCAAGGAACCUGCUGCUGGAAUGCCUUCGCUUCCUUUGUCUUUGCAAUCUCCCGCCAUGCCAAUCAAACAGGGGAAGUUCUCCUGGACGACGCGGGUUCGAGUCUCUGCACUGACGAAUUCGUGCACUAUCUCCAUUCGAGGGGACUAGUUCGCUCCACCUUCUUCACCAAUUCCUCUGCCUGUCAGAUUGAUCACCUGACCUUCGCUGCCAACGCAGGGCCAUGCAAGUACACCAAAAUGGCCCAAAUUUGGGACACAGUCGACCUCCACAACGCCUCCAGGGCCUGCAAUGGCCCCAAUCUCAACAAGUCCAACGCCUGCGACAAAUGCCAAAGCGAAGUCAUAGAUAAAGCGAUGCAAUUGUUAAAUGUAACGAAUUCCAAGGAAUUUGUUCCCUGCGGUAUAGCCGUUACAGUAGGGUUAUGGGGUCCGAAUCCUCAAGAAACCCUCUUUGAUUCGUUCGUUCUCUGCGUCACGCAGGUGCUGCAGAAUGUCGGCACCCUCGGCACCUCGAAUCUCAUCCCCUCGCCGCCGCCGCCGCCGCCGCCGACGAUCAUCUUCAACAAGAACCCUAGUGAUGGAGCAAAGAGGUCGCGGGUUCGAAUCGGCGUAAGUGCAGGGGUUGCAGCAGCAGGGGCCAUUGUCGUCAUAGCACUGGUGUUACUUUACAUCGCAAAGGUGAAGAAAAUCCGCCGCUCAGACAAUGAAUCCACCGCUGAAAGCACGGCCGAGGCUCUCACAGGGAUCAAAAGCCUUCUUCCGACUGAGGGUUUGUACAUAUUUACCAAGCGCGAGCUCCACCAGGCGACGGCGGGAUUCGACCCUGGGCGGAUGAUUGGCCAAGGGGGCUCCGCCAAAGUUUUUCUCGGCAAUCUCCCGAGCGGCAAAUUGGUGGCGAUUAAGCGGAUAUUUAAGUUGCAGAAGCGGGUACAUUUCUACCAAGAAGUCCAGCUUCUCUCACGCCUCCAACACCCCAAUCUGACGGCACUUCUGGGCUACUGUCAGCACAAAAAUGACCACAUUCUGGUCUACGAAUUCAUGGCGGGCGGCGACCUAAGCGACCUGCUCUACCAUCCUCCCGACGGUCAUGUGCUGCAAUGGGACCACCGCUUAAGAAUCGCAGUGGACUGUGCAGAGGGGCUAGCUUAUCUCCACCUCUUUUCCGAAGGCGCCAUUAUUCACCGUGAUGUGAAACCCAGGAAUAUUCUGUUAAAUUCAGCUGGGCAAGCUAAACUCGCAGAUUUCGGCAUUUCCAAGCUAAUUGCUGCAGAUUUCACACAUGUUACCACAGAAGUUAAGGGCACUACUGGAUAUUUGGACCCUGAGUAUUUUUCAGUCGGGCAGCUGACCGAAGCCAGUGACGUGUACAGUUUUGGCGUUGUGUUAUUGGAGCUCAUUUCCGGGCAGAAGGCCAUCAUCAGCACGCCGUCAGGUGGGGCAGAGUCUAUUGUAUAUGCUACUCAUGUAUUCAAUAGCAGAUCUGACCGUAACAUCAGAACUCUGGUGGACCCUAGGAUUUCAGAUGCUGACGUGGAGGCUUACGUGGAAUCCAUUGAGAUUGUGCUGCAAAUUGCUAGCCUAUGUGUAAGGCCUUACAGGUCUGAGAGACCUUCCAUGGUGGAGGUCUUGAAGGUGCUCACUGAAGCGUGGAACAAGGCCAAUGAUAUUGCCUUAUCACAAGUUAAUCAUCUACAGGAAGCUUUUCAAUCUGAUCUUUAGCUUUCAUUGUUAUCUGUGGAGAUUUAUUAAAAAAUUAUGUUGCUUGCAGUAUUUUCUGCUGUCAAGAUUUAGCUUGAUUGGUGAUAAGGAAGCUCUGAUUUGGCACUUGACCCGGGUUUAAAUCUUAGUAGACAAGAAUAUAUUAUCUAACAUAUAUCAUGACUCUGACCCAGAAAAGGAAUCCUUCACAGCGAAUGUCUGCUAAUGAAAAGAAUAUUACAGUUGUUCUUCUUU
Messenger RNA from Cryptomeria japonica (Japanese cedar), 2461 nucleotides. Its product is annotated as probable receptor-like protein kinase At1g49730. The transcript has a single exon. Gene Ontology annotation, biological process: protein phosphorylation. Gene Ontology annotation, molecular function: protein kinase activity; ATP binding. NCBI's taxonomy places the organism in Eukaryota, Viridiplantae, Streptophyta, Pinopsida, Cupressales, Cupressaceae. The record is from RefSeq and is a predicted model, not a curated record. The coding region runs from base 323 to 2227 and encodes 634 amino acids.